Molecule: messenger RNA, 822 nt
Organism: Mesorhabditis belari
Lineage: Eukaryota; Metazoa; Nematoda; Chromadorea; Rhabditida; Rhabditidae
Source: the annotation of a GenBank genome assembly
AUGUCGGGCCGCUCCUUCCCAUCGUCGAUCACCUCGUGGGUUUCUCACUGCUCUUCAUCGAUUAGUGGGUCAGCCGGGCAUUGCACAAGUGGUGUUAAGCUUGAUUUUGUGCUCUUAGAAGUGGCAAAACCAUAUGGGACUGAAGGUUUAGUCACACUACCGCGAAUCUACCUUCUGCAUUUGUAUCGGUUUGCCGUUUCAUGGAUUAUCAUUUGUGUCCGGAAUGGUACGCCCAAAUCCGAAAAUCACUUCCGAAGACGAGAAUUCUCCAGUGAUGGGGACGAGGAAAGCGAUGAGGAUGGAUCUCAAUAUAUUAGUUUGAUUGGGACGUAUACCAAAACGGUCAGAUGCUCACAUACUUAUCCAGGAGUAAAGUUACAAAAACAGACACGACCUCGCUGCUGGCGUGAUGUGGCCAUAAUGGAUGUGGAUUCGAAGCCGACCUUCGUGCUCAAAACUUCGUGGAUGUUUCAUAAGGACAAGCUGCCCGAGACCAUGGCAACAAUUACUGAUUUGACAUGUCAAUCUUAUUCCACAUGUUUUGAGGCAGAUACGAAAACGGAUGGAGAUCCCAAAGCUAACAAUCUGUUCAAUAGGAAACGCUAUUUGCCUGAUCAAUCCCACUCAAGAUAUGAUGAUGCAACAAAUGGACACUCCUUUGUACAUUUUUGCAGCGAGCGCAACUGUUACACGAUGGAACGUGAUCAUUUUGGGGACAGGAUUCGUUAUUGCUACGAGUGCCGCUUUGUGAAGCCGGACAGAAUCCACUGCAGCUCUUGUGGAUUCUGUGUGUUGAAGAGUGCAACCAUUACUAUUCUUGAU